ACCGCGUGGCAGUGGUGACAAUUUAGUAGUUGACUGAAUUUUACGGAAAGUUAUUUAUUUUAUUUUGGAAAAACUUACAGAUAUGUCGUCAAUCUUACGCUUGGCUGUCAGUAUCCUUGUUGUGCUGGCACUCUUAACCACACAUACAGCUUUAGCCAAUUCGCGACCGCCACGAAACAAUGACAUCAGCAACAUGGCCGAUGCACUGAAAUAUUUACAAGAUCUGGACAUGUAUUAUGGUGAUCGAGCACGAGCCAGGUUUGGCAAGCGCGCGCCACUAAUACAACUCUUGCAUCAACGUUUGCUGGACAAUCCGGAAAUGCAAGGCACGAGCCUUAGACCAUCCAUCGGCUGAGGAACCUUUCUAAAGUCCUAUGUGAAAAUGCAUGUGAAUUGCACUCAAUUGAACAACAACUUCAUGAUUCACACUGGCAAAGUAAACGAUGUAGCAGCAAACCAUUUCAAAAGUUAUUGAGUAAAAUUUAUUAAAAAAACUAUGGUGUAUGUU
This is a messenger RNA of Anastrepha ludens (Mexican fruit fly), 508 nucleotides long. Its product is annotated as neuropeptide F-like. Lineage: Eukaryota; Metazoa; Arthropoda; Insecta; Diptera; Tephritidae. The coding region runs from base 83 to 355 and encodes 90 amino acids. The record is from RefSeq and is a predicted model, not a curated record. The transcript is spliced from 4 exons.